CGCCCUGCGCCCUCCCACUUUGUGGCGCGCACACCAGGAUUUGCAUACAGAGGAGUAGAGCGCCCGCCUCCCUCAAGAGUUUGGUUUUCCUUUCCAAGCAGUACGUUUCUGACCAGACUUUGCUCGGCAGAGGUGGAAGUUAAACUCGGGUGGAUCGACUCCUCCGCCCAGCCAGCGCUGACAGACCUGCUCUGUUUUAUCCCGCUGUGCGUUUUCCCCACUUCAGCUGUCGCUCCGUCGGUUUUGUGACGUUCUGGGCCGAUCCAUCAAGAUGUCUCAGAUGAACAAGAAAACGAUCACGACGACGACCAGCUUCAGGAAUCUACAGGCCUCUCCGGAGCCGAUGGUUACAAGGCUCGUCUCCCCCAGCCCUGUGUUCUCCGGGAGCUCCGUGUCGUCGGUGACACCGAUGUCUCAGGUGUCUCAGGUGUCCGCGGUGCCGUACGCGGUAAACGGCGCAAGCUAUGGGACGUUGCGGUACCUGGUCCCUGUGCAGCAGCAGCAGCAGCAGCAGUCCUUCGUCCUGAUGCAGCAGCCUAUGAUGCAGCAGCCUGUGAUGCAGCAGGUGGUGUCCCCGAUGUACCUGCAGAAUAUGCAACAGCUGAGCAUCAGCAACCAAAACGACUACAUGUACCAGGAUCUCAGCAUGACAGAGAGCACCAGCAGGAAGUCUUCAUCUGUGUUCAGCCAUUCAACCAGUCCUAUCAAGAGCCCUGCGACAAGUGUUGAGGAGGAGGUUGAAUUGGAGGUAGAAGAGGAGGAGGAAGAGGAGGAGGGGGAUGCUGUAGAAGUGGAGGAGGUGGAGAUUGUUAAUGUCAUACAGUCGAAACCACCUCCAGUGAUAGAGAAGAUCUCAAGGAGGGAGGUGAGGACUGAGUUGAAGGAGAUACCAGAGCCAACAAAGCUGGACACACGUUACUUCGGCGAGCUGCUGGCUGAUGUCUACAGGAAGAACUGCGACAUCCACUCCUACAUCUCUGAGCAUGUGUCCAAGAUCCGUGGACAGAAACACCAGAUGGAUUUGGGAAAAGAUUCCAUGGUGGAUAAAGAGGAGGUGGAGGCUUUGAUUCCAAAAGGAGCUACUGAACUGACCAAGCAACAAAUGCGCUACCUGCUACAGACUCGUCUCACUGCAGAUAAGAGCAUGCGUCUGCUGCUGUCCACCUUCAACAGUUUGAGAGAGGAGCUCAUGCACAUGUCGGAGGACCUGCGGCGUCUGGAGAGUGAGAAGGACUCUUUGGAGAGAGAUCUGAGUUUCAAAACAGACCAGGCUCGGCAGUAUGACUCCCUCCUGGCGACCGUCCGAGAAAACAACAGACAGCUCCAGCUGUCUGUGAAGGAAUCCCAGGCCGCCCACCGUUCACUGGAGAGCCAGAUCAUGAGCAAACAAAGUAGCGACUCGAAUCGUGACUUCAAGCUGAAAGAGAUGGAAGCAAGAAUGAAAGCAAUGGAGAAUGAGAACAAGAUGCUCCGACAGAAGCUGGCUGGACAAGGUAGCAGCUCCACCUUUCAGAUCAAAACAGACGAAUUAUCCCGUCAGUACAAUGAGCAGCUCAGCACCUUGACUCGAGAGAAAGAUCGGGAGAUCGAGAGGCUGAGGACCCAGAUAACAAGGAUUCAGACAGAGGUCACCACUGACAGGUCGUCCUCAGAGAAGAGUCUUCAACUGAAGAUCACAGAGCUUCUCACCAUGUUGGAGCAGCAGAAGACCACCAUCUCCAAACAAGAGGAGGAGAUCAGAAGGCUGAUGCAGGACAGGAACAGCAGCUCCAAGAAUGUCACUAAGACCAUCAUCACCAAAAGGUACAGGAACCAGUACCCGAUCCUUGGUCUGCUCAGUGAUGAUUACCAGGUCACCUCACCUGUCAAAGAAGACAAGACCAUCGUCAUCGAGAGAAGUGGACAGAUGAUCAAACAGGAAAUCAUUACAACCCCUUAAAGACACACUGCUUCUCUCCGACAGGAAUGAACUAUGACCAACCAGAAGAUCCAGAUGUCACCCCCUAUUCCCCUGCAUGCUCCUCCCCCUCCCCUCAGGGCUCCCAGGGAUGGUGGUGGUUGAAAUCCCCUUCUUUGCCCCUAAAUUUGGGAUCUUUGCUUUGACCAAAUUGUUUGGGGUGACAAUUUUAUCAAAAUUUUCAUUUUUUUUCCUUGUAACUAAUAAAAAGGGAAUUAAUAAUCUACUAAUCACAGGCCAAAUCUGAUCAGAUGAUGCUACAGCCAGUUAUGGAUUGAGGCACGGGUAAAAAGAGUCACGACAACUGGGAACACGCUGAGAUUAGAGUUGAACUGUCCGACGUGGAUGGAUGCUUCCUCUCUUUUCUCACCUUUAUAACCUCAUUCUGCUGGUUUCACUAAAUUUAACAUUCAGUCUUAUUUGGUUUGACUCUGCACUUUAGCACAUUAAUACAAAGCACUCAAUGGAAUCACUAAACAAGUGAUUCUGCAAUAUACUGCAAUACAGUCAUCUGUGAUACCUCACAAAGUUGGUAUUUAAAGAAGAAAUGGGAAAGAUUGUACACUAUGACCUGAAAUUUAAAAUCUUUCAGGCUUAGUCUGAUAUACAAGAAUAUUCACAGGAGAUUGUAUUGUGAUAUAUUGCUCUGUUGAUGAUUAUCUGUCCCAUCUCUACCCAGCUGGGGCAAGAUAAGUUUGGAUUUGGUUCCACGUGGAUGUUUGUCCUCCCAUGCUGUAAAAUUCUUGGAUGGAAAUAGUUUAAGUUUUGUUUCUAAGGAAGUAAUAUUCUUAUUUAUUUCCCAUUUUCUUUCUAGAGGAAGGAGAUUGUUUGAAAUAUAUAUACUUUAUAUGCUCUCUGUUCAGUUUAUUAAGCCUACCUGUGCAUCCUCAUGCAUCAUAGUACAACGUGUCCGUUUUUGUUCAUUCUUUGAACUGGCUGCACUAGACAGAUAUACCUAAUAAAGUGACUUCAGUAUUCUUAACUGUGAACACUAUGAAUAAGCUUUUCUAGAAAAGCUCUCCUGACAGAGGUUUGCAAAUCUAUGCUUCUGUCUAAACACGAGAAGUUGUAAAAGAAACUGUCAAAUCUGCUUAAUUACCUUUGAAAUCACUAAAUGUCAAAAGAUUGGAUCAACGAGACAAGAAGUCUGCAGCUAACCGAAGGAAAACAAUGCACCGCUGUGGAACCAAAUGCUAAGUACCAAAGUGUCAGCCUCCAGUUGUCACCAAUGUGUGUUUUGCCAAGACUGGUACCAUGUAGCAUGUAGCAUGCAAUCCUCCUCAAAGCCACCACAGCCAUUCUUGCCCAGGGGACGAGGAAGUGGAUGCAUUUCUAUGACUGCUACUCUGCAUGUAAAUAUUUGUGUAUAUUUGUAAGCUGGGCGUGCUUAGUGUAUGAUCUCUCCAGUGCGCGUGUGGAAUAAUCCCCCUCUGCACUGCGGUUCUCAUGAUCAUUUAACAAACGUUCUUAACGGGUAGUUUACUUCUGUUUAGUGCUAAGUGACUGUUUUUUUUGUUCAGUGCAUUUUACUUUAUUUGUAAGUUUUCUAUGACUCAGAGGUGAAUGGGUUCACAUGUAGCUUUCAUGUGCGAUCUCGGGUUCGGGGUGUGUGAUGCCUCACAUUCGUGUGAGAAAAUUCAGGCUUGAUUGGAUGCCUCCGGGUGCGAAGCAUCACAUUGGGCGGGAGGGUGGGAGGGGAAUAUAGCUGGAACUGAAGCAUGAUUUUGGGAAGGGGGGGUGUUAAGAUGGUGCAAGAAGAUUUAAAGCACAAUAUCAUAUAAACUUUAUGCCCGAGUCUGUUUCUGUUUCAGCUUCUUUUUUCUACUCUUCUUACAUACAAGCAGAAGGCUUUGUGUCUACUGGGUAGCACUCAUACCCCUUUUCCACCGAUGCAGGUGCCCAGUUGAUAGCCAGUUCCGUGUGUUUCUACCAAGGAAAGACCAGUGCCCAUGCCAAAAAACCUGGCAUCAGAACGGCACCACAAAUUUCCCGGCCGAGAGUUGGGAUCACUGACAUCAGUGGUGUGGGAGGGGCUACCACAAGAAAGUGAAAAAUGAUUGGUAGGUACAGCCCACAGUUUCUGGCUGCCAUGAUUUUCUUAAAAUAGAACUUACCUCAACUCCCUGACACUACAUAGUCGGUCCUAAAACCUGUUGCAUUGUGGUGCUGAAGACAGAACUGGCUCAACACUAUUACUGGCACCAGUAUCAGAUGGUGUUAAAGAGGUAUUGAAGGCACUGUAGCCUGCUUUACUGGCUCAUCAGCAGCUUGUGGUUUACAUGAAAUAGAACACUGAAACUACUGACUUUAAACUGAGGCUGUGUAUUUGUUACUGCGCCACAAGCUUAAAAAAAAAAUCUGCUAAUAACCGAAUGUCAGGGUUGGAUGGUAAUAAAUUAUAUUAAGGGCAAAUGUAUUUGCAGAACUCAAAAGAAAAUUCAGAAUUUUAAAUGUAUGAUUUUAAAGUAAUUAAACAGUUUUUGGAUUAGAUUUGUUUUUCUGUUUUGAAUUUAUUGUAAGACAGUUCUAAUGAAAAAAAACAACUUCCAUACAAAGUUAAUUUUCAACAUAAUCUGACCCAAAAUGAUGAAAGCAUAGAGAAGGUCCAGUUAUUGUUUUCAUCCUCUUUUUAAAAAACAACCACCAAUCCGUGAUUGUCUACUAAACCUGCUUAUGUUGUCGUUGAUUUGUAUUGUAGUAUACUGAUGCUGAUGAUGGGGUAUAAAAUACAGUUAAUGAUUGUUUGUAAGUGAUAUAGACAACAGUGAAGUAAUAUUACAAGAUCUUUGUAAAACAAUGUGUAGUUCUUCCUUUAAAGAACAGCACAAACUGGCUACAACCCGAAUAGAAAGACGUGAGAGGUAAAAGUGAUGGUGACGCCUCGACUGGCAGCUUUAUUUAAAUGCAUUUAAAUCAACUCCAGUGCUCGAGAGCUACUUUUCCUUUUUUUUACCCCAACACAGCUGA
Molecule: messenger RNA, 4924 nt
Organism: Maylandia zebra (zebra mbuna)
Lineage: Eukaryota; Metazoa; Chordata; Actinopteri; Cichliformes; Cichlidae
Gene: pof1b
Product: POF1B actin binding protein
Biological process (GO): actin filament organization; bicellular tight junction assembly; epithelial cell morphogenesis
Cellular component (GO): actin filament; bicellular tight junction; adherens junction
Molecular function (GO): actin filament binding
Source: RefSeq, a predicted model, not a curated record